Molecule: messenger RNA, 1704 nt
Organism: Trifolium pratense (red clover)
Lineage: Eukaryota; Viridiplantae; Streptophyta; Magnoliopsida; Fabales; Fabaceae
Product: transcription factor bHLH68-like
Exons: 9
Coding region: 396-1403 (335 amino acids)
Biological process (GO): regulation of transcription by RNA polymerase II
Cellular component (GO): nucleus
Molecular function (GO): DNA-binding transcription factor activity, RNA polymerase II-specific; protein dimerization activity; RNA polymerase II cis-regulatory region sequence-specific DNA binding
Source: RefSeq, a predicted model, not a curated record
CUUUUUUUUCUGCUCUACUUUAUAAUAAAGUAAAAGCAAGAAUAAAAAAGGAAAAAAAUAAUUAAUAAAUAAAUUGAAUGGAAAGAAAAAAAAAGUAUGCAAAGUUUGUUAACCUCAUCUCUAUAAAAUACUUUGAGACCCCAAGACUUUACGUUUCUUCAUCACAUCUAUAGUAAGAAAGCAAAACACAACUCUUCAAACCUUUAUCCAAAGUCUUGUUUGGUUGCACAUACAAGGAAAUAUCAUCACAAAGGUGAAAGUAGAAAAGUAGGAGAAAAAAGUUGUUUAAAAAAAUUUCAUUUCUUAGGAAAGUUUAAUUUUAUUUUUAUUUUUUUGAAAAUUGAAAUUGAAAUUUUCUACACAUAUAUGUUGAGACUCAUGAUCCAUUGUAGCAAAUGAUGGCUGGGAACCCUAAUUGGUGGAACAUGCAUCCACCAUCUUUGAAUAUCCCUCCUCAAUAUAUGCUUGGAUCUUCUUCAAUCCCUUUCAAUUCCUUGACUGAAAAUUCUGAAGUACCUCCUCAAUCAUGGAGUCAACUACUUUUUACUGGAGUACCUGGAGAAGAAGAGAGACUUGGUUUCAAUCAUUUUGAGCCAAAAAACUCAGAAAACUGGGAUGUGCAAAUUCUGAAUCCAUCUUCAAGAGUUCCUAUUAUGGAUGUAAUAAAGCAUGAAGUUUCUCAAAAUGAGAAUUUUUAUGGCCAACAAGAGCAUCAUCAUCAUCAUGAAGAGUUUCAUCCUAAUAAUUCUGGAUCACUUGGUUCAUCUUGGUCACAUAUGGUGCCAGUUUCUUCUCCAAGUUCUCAUGUCACUAGCUUAAGUAGUGAUAAUAAUAUGUUGGAUUUCACUUAUAACAAGCUAGACCAUAGCAAGAAUUUACUACAAGAUCAAACAUCUGAGUGUAAUAGUUCCACUAUUAAUGGAGUCAAUAAGAAGGCUAGGGUUCAGCCAUCUUCAUCAAGUCAACCACCUCUAAAGGUGAGGAAGGAGAAGCUAGGUGAUAGAAUAACAGCACUUCACCAGCUAGUUUCUCCAUUUGGAAAGACUGACACAGCUUCUGUAUUAUUAGAAGCCAUCGGAUACAUCAGGUUUCUGCAGAGUCAAAUUGAGGCACUAAGCUCUCCUUACUUGGACACUGCAGCAUCAAAAAACAUGAUGAGGAAUCAACAUUCUGUGCAUGUAGAAAGAAAUUCUGUAUUUCCUGAGGACCCCGGUCAGCUGUUGGAUGACACUGGCCUAAAAAGAAAGGGUGCUCCAAUUCCAAACCAGAAUGCAGGAGCUAAUAAUAAGGCAAAGGACUUGAGGAGUAGAGGGUUGUGUUUGGUUCCUGUGUCAUGCACACAACAUGUUGGAAGUGAAAAUGGAGCUGAUUAUUGGGCACCAGCAUUUGGAAGUGGAUUUUAAUUAACAUGAUGAUGAAGGAAAUUUCUCGAUGAUAUAUAACAUCAUGAGCAAUCAGUCUGUGAUAAUGAAAAGGCUGAUUGCUCACGAUGCUAUAUAAAUGCAUGCCAUUAUGGUUGAUCAAUCAAUAACUGGAAUAUUUAAAUCCUCUAAUCUAAUUAAUUAGAUUAUCUAUUGAGUUUGAUCUUAAUUAUUAUCAAGUUUGGUUCAAAACUUCAAUUGGAUAUGUAAGUUUGGUUCUUCUAAAUAUGAUUUGUGCUGGGUUGAAAUUAUCCCUUCUUAUGUUGAGAUGUAUCAUUAAUUA